This is a messenger RNA of Saccoglossus kowalevskii, 448 nucleotides long. RefSeq names its product delta-like protein C-like. The record is from RefSeq and is a predicted model, not a curated record. Lineage: Eukaryota; Metazoa; Hemichordata; Enteropneusta; Harrimaniidae.
AUGUAUACUUGUGAAUGUCCCGUUGGUUUCAUGGGAACACAUUGUGAAGAAGCGAUUGAAGCAACUGGUACUCAACUUUCCUGUGAGAGUCAACCUUGUCAAAAUGGGGGCACUUGUGUUGAAGGUGAUAAUAUGUAUACCUGUGAAUGUCCUGCUGGCUUCAUGGGAACACAUUGUGAAGAAGUGAUUGAAGCAACUGGUGCUCAACUUGCCUGUGAGAGUCAACCUUGUCAAAAUGGGGGCACUUGUGUAGAAGGUGAUAAUAUGUAUACUUGUGAAUGUCCUGCUGGCUUCAUGGGAACACAUUGUGAAGAAGCGAUUGAAGCAACUGGUACUCAACUUGCCUGUGAGAGUAUACCUUGUCAAAAUGGUGGCACUUGUGUCGAAGGUGAUAAUAUGUAUACUUGUGAAUGUCCUGCUGGCUUCAUGGGAACACAUUGUGAAGAAG